This is a messenger RNA of Acanthosepion pharaonis, 789 nucleotides long. The record is from the annotation of a GenBank genome assembly. NCBI's taxonomy places the organism in Eukaryota, Metazoa, Mollusca, Cephalopoda, Sepiida, Sepiidae.
AUGGCAGGUAUGCUGGCGGCACUGACGAUCUGGCGCGUCAUCUUUUUGCGCGGUUCAUCGAUGCGACGAUAUCCACGAUCUGGAAGCGCGCGCUGCUUGCCAUUCAUCAGCGGCUUCGCCCGUGAUGAGGAUCAUCGGCAUUGCGCCCAGAUGCGCAUAUGCGGCCCGGCUGACAGGUUCAUAGGCGCUGGUCCAGCGUGGCGAGGCAGACGCCGGGCUUGCCCAACCAGUCUGAUGCUGGAGGUCCUGAGCGAUCCCAGCAGAUCGAGGUUCUCUUCGCCGGCACGCCAAAGACACGAUCCACGCCUUCGUUCUCAAGCGCGGCGACGAACAUAUCCGAUCCCUGCCCAUAGCUGGCCCCCCUUUUUCACUGGUGUUUGCGGAACUGCAUCGGCUCCGCUUCGCUAUUCAUCCUGCGACGGCUGUCGCCCGAUCACCCCGCCCCGAUCACCCCGCCGUCCGCAGAACCAGCCUGACACGAUAUCGAAUACUCGGGAUGGCGGGCAAAAACGGCCCAGCAGCGAAAGAGCAGCGCAGAACGAUCUUGCCGCUGCGCGCGCACGCACCGUGUCAAACACGCCCCGUGCGAGCUGGAGAACCCAGCCCCUGACCAGAAUAUUGAAAAGGAACCCGCGCCAGAUUAAGGAUUUUCGCCGCAAGCGGCGGCACCUGCGGUCGCGCAGACUGUUGGGUCUGACGAUUCAGACCGCGAAGCUGCUGUUUCCCUGCUCCGGGGCGGUGUUUUUCAGUAGCAGUGAUGAUCUGUCCAGCCGCUUUCGUUCAGUUUGA